Oppiella nova is the source of this 7878-nucleotide messenger RNA. Lineage: Eukaryota; Metazoa; Arthropoda; Arachnida; Sarcoptiformes; Oppiidae. The record is from the annotation of a GenBank genome assembly.
AUGGAAACAAAGAAACGAUUUACGCCUCAAGUGAUUGACGAAGACUUAGUGAUCAGUGGAAUGAGUGGUCGGUUCCCGGAAUCCAAUUCCACCGACGAGUUCGCACAGAAUCUCUACAAUAAUGUCGAUAUGAUUACGGAUGACAACCGGCGAUGGCCUUCAGAGAUGUAUGGAAUGGACCAAAGGAUGGGUAAACUGAAAGAUAUCGAAAAAUUUGACGGAAACUUCUUUGGGGUGAUGGCCGCUGUGGGCGAUAAGAUUGAUCCACACCUGAGGAUACUUAUGGAGACCACAUACGAGGCUAUAGUGGACGCCGGUAUUAACCCGCAGACACUCCGGGGUUCAAAUACUGGGGUUUAUAUCGGAUACUCGACGUUCGGAAUGCCUGAAGGACUUCCCGAGGAGGUGCAGCCCGACUCCCAGACCAAUAUGGCGGAAACCCUGUUAUGGGUGCAGGGUCAGGCCAAGUGCCUCUACUCCAACCGACUGUCAUUCGUGUUUGACUUGAGGGGUCCGUCCGUUAUCAUGGAUACGGCCUGUUCUUCCAGUUUAGUGGCUUUCAAUACAGCCAUCAAUGACUUGAGAUUAGGCAAGUGUGACCGGGCUAUAGUUGGCGGCACUAACGUGAAUCUGCAGCCCUUCACGAACCACAUCUUCCAAGUGACUCGACUUAACUCUAGUGAUGGCGUUCCCAAAGUGUGGGACCAGAAUGCGGACGGAUUCGUGAGGGGAGAGACCAUCGCCUGCUUCCUCAUACAGAGGAGGUCUCUGGCGAAGCGAGUCUACGCCACUGUCUUGAACUCCGGGGUCAACAUCGAUGGCAACAAAAGGAUGGGAAUGUUUUUCCCCUCAACUGAGAGACAACAGGAGCUCAUGAUUCAGGUCUACAAAGAGGCGAAUGUGGAUCCGCUGGAAGUGAACUACUUUGAAGCCCACGCCACGGGUACUAAGGUGGGCGACCCCCAGGAGGCCAAGGCUAUUUACAACGCCUACUGUUUUUUGCCCAAAAGAGAGGGAACUCUACCCAUCGGUCUGUUGAAGAGCAACAUCGGUCACGCGGAGGGGGCGUCAGGCGUGUCGUCGGUCACCAAAGUGUUGAUUUCAUACGAGAAUGAAUGCAUUCCAGCGAACCUUCAUCUCAAUAAAAUCAAGUCCACGAUCGCAGACAUGUGUCCGCCACUGGUGCCCAUCACCGAGAAUAUGAAAUAUACUCCGGGUAUCGCUGGAGUGAACAACUUUGGAGUGGGAGGUGUGAACGCACACGCAUUGCUUGAACCCAACUAUAAGCUCACGGAUGCGGACAGCCUUAAGAUUGCCGACACUAUCCCCAGGAUUGUCAACAUCUGCGCCCGAACUGAGGAGGCGUUGAACCAAAUGUUUGACUUCAUUCAAAACAAUCCUCAAAAGAUAACACGAGAUUUUUUGGCCCUUUUGUGCGAUACUAUGAAAACUCACACUUCUUUAAACACUGUUGGCUUUCCUUAUAGAGGCUCAAUUUUCAUCAAACAAGUGAACGACGAUAAGAAUCAAAUUGAAUACAGAAGACAAUCGUCUGUCUUGAAGACUAGGAAUGUGAGACCCGUUUGGUUCCUAUUCCCCGGUCUGGGAGGACAAUGGGUUGGUAUGGCUAAGGCUUUGAUGCCAAUCAAGAUAUUUGCCGAUAAAAUAGAAGAAUGCCAUGAAAUACUCAAACCAUUUGGUGUGGAUUUGAAACAUUUAUUAUUAUCUGACGAUAAGAAGUCCAUGUCGUCGAUGACCAACAAAUUCUGUGCGACAACUGCUCUCGAAAUAGCACUCUUUGAUGUCAUGAAAGCACUCGACAUAACGCCCGACGGUAUUAUCGGUCACUCUUUCGGUGAAAUAGCGGCCGCUUAUGCCGACGGAUGUCUCACCACUAAAGAAGCGCUUAUUGUGACAUAUAUUAGAGGACAUGUAACCGAAAGCGAUAAGAAAAUACCGAAAGGAUUGAUGGCUGUGGUGGGUAUGACUUGGAGUGAGGUUAAGAAGCUGUGUCCUCCCGGUGUGAGUGUUGUCUGCAAUAAUGCAAAGGAUUCUGUUGUAGUCUCAGGCAUUUAUGACGAAACUAAGCAAUUGGUUGAAUCGCUUCAGAAAAAGGGUGUCUUUGUUCGCGAGCUCGAGAGCCACGGAAUCCCAUACCAUAGCGAAUAUCUCUUAACUUGUGCUCAACGAAUGACCGAUGAAAUCAAGAAAUAUUUACCUAACCCUCGACUUAGAUCCAAGAAAUUCAUUUCAACUGCGAUUCUGGAAUCAGAUGUGAAGGAAGAGUUGAAAUACGCUUCGGCCGAGUAUUUCGUCCAUAACCUCAUUAGUCCCGUCUAUUUCUACAACAAAAUCCCUCAAAUACCUGGCGAUGCCAUUGUCGUAGAGAUCGGACCUCACGCUCUGUUCUCCAAAUUAGUGACACAAUCUCUGGAGUCAUCCACUUAUCUGUCAUUAAUUAAAAAGGAUUCAAACGAUACAAAUCUGGAUAUGUUUUUGACAUCAAUGGGCAAACUCUAUGAAUUGGGAUUAAAUCCUGCCAUCGAGAACCUGUACCCCAAAGUCCAAUGGCCUGUGGCCAGAGGUACUCAAUCCAUCAGCUCUUUGUUGAGUUGGGAUCACUCCGACAACUAUUAUGUCCGCCGAUAUCCUGACCAUCACUUCAAAACCAAUGCUUCAGAUAUGAAUGAAUCCUUAUCACUGUCGCAGUCAUUCAAAUGCCAUUUACCCGACCAUUGCAUCGACGGUAACGUCAUAUUCCCGGCCACAGGGUAUCUGAUGCUUGUGUGGAGACAUUUGGCCGCAUCUCGCGGUCGACUCUGGAAUCAAAUACCGGUUGUCUUUGAAGACAUUCAGUUCAGAAGAGCUGUGUUUUUAUCGGAAACAGAGACCACUAAACUGAAAAUCAAACUUUUUGAACAAACAGGUGAGUUUGUUGUCCUCGAGAACAACAACAUCUCGUGUUUGGGUCGAGUCCGGUGUCCGGACGAAGACGUAUUGUGUGUCCAGAAUCUGAUUGAAGAGCAGAAUAGCGUUGCGAAUGAAAUGGAGAUCAGUAUUGAUGCAAAUGAUAUCUACAAAGACCUGAGAAUAAUGGGCUACGAUUACGGACCACUAUUUAGAGGUCUUAAGAAUAUUAAGACUAAUGACUUCCAAACUAUGAAUGGAAGCGUUCAAUGGGACGGAAAUUGGGUCACUUUUAUGGACUCAUUGCUGCAGACAAUGGCAGUCGCCAUGCCGUUCAGAAAAAUGAUGGUUCCGGUGAUGAUUAAGUCGUUGAAAUGCAAUCCAAAGGUACUCUACGAGGCGUUGGAUAGGAAUCGAGUCGAUGAAGACAAGGAACGGAUUCAGGAGAAGAUAGUGGAAGAUAUAGAGCACAAUAAGAUGGAGUCCAGCGAUGAGGGACUUCUGGAGGGAAAUAACUCUCAGCAGUUGUUGGAAGAGUUCGCUGAACAGAAGUUUCACGUCUAUAAGGCUGUCCUCCCAUUUCAUGUCGAUAUGACCUCCAGAAUGAUUGUCACAUACGGUGUCGAGAUUGAAGAUCUCAUGGCAUUACCCAUCCCUCGCAGGACUAAUAUCCUUGACUUGAAGCUCGAGUCCUAUCAGUUUGUUGCCAACGAAGACCAUAACGCUAUCAAUGACUUCAAUCGCAAUCAUAUUUAUGAAUACAUAAAGGUUUGCAGUAAGUUAUCACAAAAAGUUAAGCAAAUGCUUGGUUUGGACUAUAAUUAUGUAAACAAUAGUGAGAUUACAGAAGAUUUGAUCCAAAAUUAUUUGAAUAAUAUAAAAGAUGAUCAAAUUAUGCUCAAGAUUUUUGAUAAUUUGUUAAAAAUUAUCAAUAAUUCAAAUGAUGAGAACCUAAAUUUGGACAAAAAGUUAGCCAAUUCUAAGGCCAGCGCUUUUAUAUGUGACAUCAAGAAUAGGCCUGAAUUUGACUUAUCAUUGGAUGUCAUAAACCAGACCUCAAAGAAUGAAUACCUGAUUCGCUCGCUUCUGGAUAUCGUCAGUGAGAAUAAUGUCCCCAAAAAAGAGAUGAAUGUUUUGGAAAUUAACGUAACAAACGGACUGAUGGCCAUAGAAAUAUAUGACACGCUGACAGACAACGCAUUCAUGAUAUCUGUUUUUCGCACAAAACUCACGGAACCGGAGAUGGCUUUGAAUUCAAUGAAUGGUAAAAAGUAUUUAACAAACAAUGACUUAGAGAAGAGAGUCACCGACUUCUUGGGCGCCUCCAAAAAGAUUGGAUUUACUCUAAUUAGCAGUAAAUUUGAUUCAUUUGGUUCAAUGGCUUUACUUUUCAAAAAGGUUUUCACUACACCUAUGGCUCCAAAAGAAAAUCAAAUUAUUGAAAUUAAUUCCGAUUAUAAGAAUUGGUUUGAAUUACUCAAAGAAAAAUUGAAACAAAAUAAUGAAAGUGAAGAAAAUAAGGAGAAUAUAUGGCUUAUCGCUAAUGAUUCAGCUAUUAAUGGCAUCAUUGGUCUCGUGAAUUGUCUGCGUUUAGAGCCGGGAGGAGAGACUAUUCGUUGUCUCUUUGAUGUCGAUAAUCUGAUAUCACAUCCCAUUGAUUUCAAUACUAAACCCUUUUCUGAUAUCGUGACAAAUGAUUUGGCUAUAAAUGUGCUGAAAAACGGAAAGAUCGGGACUUAUAGACACUUCGCUUUACCAAAAGAUUACGACAAAUCCGAUUCAAGCGACUAUUUCUUAAAUGUGGGCCAUAAUAGAGAUCUGUCGAGUUUGCAGUGGUAUGACUUCAAGAAUAUUGUGUCCAAGGAAUCCAAUUAUGACAUUUCAAACAACGUUAUCAAACAAAUUCAUUGCGAUGUCUAUACAUCUGGCAUUAACUUUCGUGACGUCAUGUUUGCAACAGGCCGAAUCGCUUCGGGACCACAACUGCUAUUCACUGAUUGUUUGAUUGGCUUUGAGUUCGCGGGCCGUCGGAGUGAUACCGGAGAAAGAGUUUGUGGUUUCGAUAUGAGUCGAUGUUUUGCCACAUCUAUCAAUGUUAACGAAAAGUUAAUAUCAGCCAUACCCGAGCACUGGUCUAUGGAGGACGCGGUCACUAUACUAAGUACUUAUAGUACUGUUUGGUACGGACUCAUAGAAAGGGCACAACUCAAGAAAAAUGAAAGCAUUCUCAUCCAUUCGGGCGCCGGUGGUGUAGGACAGGCGGCUAUAAGAGUUUGUCAGUUCUAUGACUGCGAUAUCUUCGUAACUGUUGGCACAGAAGAGAAAAAGAAGUUUUUGAUGACUGAAUACAAUAUCCCAGAGAACAGAAUAUUCAGUUCAAGAGAUAUUCAGUUUAAGUACAGAAUCAAGUCUCUGACUAAAGGAAAGGGAGUCAAUCUGGUGCUCAACUCACUGACGGGUGAAAAACUUGAGGCCAGUUAUGAAUGCGUUGCAGAUUGCGGUCGGUUUGUAGAGAUCGGCAAAUAUGACCUCCAAAUGAACAAACAGUUGGGAAUGUUUUCAUUCCUCAGAGAUAUCUCUUUCAUCGGAGAUGCGUUGCAGAUUGCGGUCGAGAUCGGCAAAUAUGACCUCCAAAUGAACAAACAGUUGGGAAUGUUUUCAUUCCUCAGAGAUAUCUCUUUCAUCGCAGUAUCAGUCGAUAGGAAAUUAUAUUUUGAAGAGGGAUUUAUCGAUAGAUUCUACGAUUGGAUGCAUAAGAACUCCAACAACGGAAUGAUUAAACCAAUCAAUAGGACUGUCUUUAAGGCAGAAGACGCUGAAAAGGCAUUCCGUUAUAUGACAACCGGUAAACAUAUGGGAAAAAUAGUUAUUAAGACGAGAGACGAAGAAAGUGAUAAAACUGCUAUUCGUGUAAUAAAUGCGACCAACACUUUGAAGGUGACAUCAAAGACAUACUUUGAUCCAAACAAGACUUAUAUAAUAACCGGAGGUUUGGGUGGCUUUGGUAUGGAAUUAGUCCAUUGGAUGCUUUUCUUAGGCGCCCGAAAAUUUGUGUUGACCUCAAGAUUUGGUGCAAAACAAGAUUAUCAGAAGUAUGUGUUGAACAGAAUCGCAUCCAUGGGUGAAAACUUCAAAAUGUUUGGGACAGAGAUUGUUAUAUCAACCCAUGAUUCUAAUACACUGGAAGGCAGUCGACAACUCUUAGCCGAAGCGAGUAAAUUGGGUCCAAUCGGUGGUGUCUUUCAUUUGGCUCUUGUCCUCAACGACUGUCUCAUUGAGAAUCAAACUUAUGAUAAAUUCCAGGAAACUAUUGAUUCAAAAACACGAACGUUUGAAAAUAUGGAUAAAAUAACACGAGAGUUGAGCAUAAAUUUGGAUUACUUUGUGGUGUUUUCAUCGGUGAGUUGUGGUAAAGGAAACGCCGGACAAUCCAACUAUGGUUUCGCUAACUCUGUCUGCGAACACAUCUGUGAGUCCAGACGUAGGGAUGGAUUACACGGUUUGGCCAUUCAAUGGGGACCUAUCGGUGACGUCGGAGUCCUCGCAGAAACAGAUGUCGUCAGCUCUUUGGCUGGAAUUGUGAAACAGAGAAUCAAUUCUUGUUUAGAUAUUUUGGAUAAAUUGCUUCAAUCACGCGAAGCGAUUGUCUCUUGUGUUGUAAGAGCUAAGAGAGUGACCCAAUCGGGUACUCGUGAGGCAAGAAUUGUGGCCCAGAUAUGGCAGGCAUUAGGGAUAGAUCCCAAGACAACACCCGAACACUUAACUCUGGGUGAGAUCGGUAUGGAGUCUAUGUUUGCCAUAGAAUUACAACAGGGAUUGGAAAGGGAUUAUGACAUAAAGUUAACAUUAAAUGACAUCAAAAACAUAACCAUCAAAAAUAUGAAAGACUUUGAAAUGGGAAAAGUGGAGGUCUUUCGGCAAUACACUAAAGACAUUCGUAUUGCGAGAGAAAAGUUGAGUAAAAUUAAGUUUAUUAUUCCCGAUGAGAGUCACACCAAACUUAAUAGUGUGACGACUGGAAAGCCGGUCUAUUUCUUGCCUCCACUCGAAGGCAUAUUUGCAUCACUGGAAGGGUUGGCCAAUAAGAUAGACCGACCCGUCAUUGGUCUCAAUUGGAUCAAAGAUAUGGAGAAAAUGGCUUCUCUUAAGGAGAUCAGCAGAUAUUACACUCAACUCAUGAAAACUCUUGAGCCCAAAGGUGACUACGAUAUUGUGGGACACUUUUAUGGAGCACUCAUAGCCACGAAAAUGCUUAAGAAGGCACCGAUAGGUCGGGCAGUAAUCAUAGACUCAUUAUCUGAGACACAAGUGAACGAAGAGAUGCUAACCGACGAGUAUUUACUUGAAUUGAUCGUCAAAUUUAUUUCAAAGGAUUUGCCACAAGUAGUGAAGGAUAAGCUGCUGAGAGACAUGAAAACGGGCGGUGAUGUGGACACCAAACUGAGUAAACUUAGUUUUGAAAUCAAAGACUUUGUCGGCAAAAGCCUUAUGAGUAAACAUUUGGACGAAAUUCUGAGGAAUUCAUUCAAAAGAGCAAAAUUAUUCACUACUUAUCGACUGAACAUGAAAAACAAAUUGAAACAAAUGAAGUACAGCGUCGGCAAAAAGUAUCUGCAAAUGAGCGGAAAGUUACUAAUUAUUAAACCCUUUGAGACAAUCGGUGAUAAUAUCGAGGAAGACAUUACUGAACGCAUUAAGGAUUCAUAUUUUCUGCCAGAAAAGGGAUUGGAAGGAAAACUAAACUUUCAAAAAGUUAAUGAAAAUCCGGAUGAUCUGGCGAUCCAAAGCACAAACAAAUUGGCCAAAUGGGCGCCGACUAUCACAUUCUGGAGCAAUGGGAUCCAUACUUGUCUAAUAGAUGGUGGACUGGCCACUAAAUAUGACAUCAGACAGUCUGUCAUCACUUUGCUCUUCGCCGAUUCAAUAGACUUGCAGAUGAGGGCUGUGAUGAACAAAACAAUCACCAAAUAA